Messenger RNA from Hyalella azteca, 1261 nucleotides. RefSeq names its product serine/arginine-rich splicing factor 7. Gene Ontology annotation, biological process: mRNA splicing, via spliceosome. The record is from RefSeq and is a predicted model, not a curated record. The coding region runs from base 146 to 760 and encodes 204 amino acids. The transcript has 5 exons. Gene Ontology annotation, cellular component: nuclear speck. Gene Ontology annotation, molecular function: RNA binding; zinc ion binding. Lineage: Eukaryota; Metazoa; Arthropoda; Malacostraca; Amphipoda; Hyalellidae.
GCAACACUGAAAUUUCAAAAUGGCUGCUGGUCAGUAAGUUGAUCUCCGUGGUUGAGGUUACUUCAGUUUUCUCUGACCCGUGGUAUUAACUAAUCUGAAGUGAGCGUUCAAUCAACAGUGACUGCAUAUAGAUACAAGGUUAAAAAUGCCUGGUCCCGCGGACUGCAAGGUUUAUGUUGGAGAUCUUGGCUCCACGGCAUCCCGGCAGGAUCUUGAGGAUGCUUUCUCAUAUUAUGGACGACUGACAAAUGUAUGGGUGGCCCGCAACCCUCCUGGCUUUGCUUUUGUCGAGUUUGAGGACCCAAGAGAUGCAGAUGAUGCUGUCAGGGCCUUAGAUGGAAGAACAAUUUGCGGGAGGAGGGUACGAGUUGAGAUGUCAACGGGACGUAGCCGCAGUCGGUAUGAUGGUCCCCCUCCACGAGGGGGAGUGAAGCCCUUCCACCCUGAGGACAAAUGCUACGAGUGUGGCGAGCGCGGCCACUAUGCCCGUGACUGCCGAUUGUAUUCCAGAGGUCGUCGAGACAGGUCUCGCAGCCGCUCACGAGGACGCCGCUCUUACAGCCGUUCUCAUUCCCGUGACCGGUCACCUCGCCGUCGCAGGUCGUAUUCCCGAUCUCGAUCUCCCCGUCGAUCCAGAGACUACUCACGAUCCCGCUCCAAGGAUCGCAAGUACUCGCGGUCACGAUCCGCUGACAGGCGAUCUCGCAGUGGAUCUGCUCGACGAUCCCGACCGAGGAGCCCUGUUCCGUACGGUGUGUAAAGAACUACUUCGAUUCCGUGGAGUAAAUUGGUACCUGGAGCUUGGGAGGAGUAAGUGAAGCGCAUGAUCGGAGGGAGGAUCGAUAUUAACUUAAGGACAAAUUUAUUUUUAAGACGUUAUUACGCUUUCUAUUUUGAGAAUUAGUAAUUCGCCAGUGUAUGUUCAGUCACUUUAUUACUGAAUGUCUUCUUAGUUCAAUUUAUUUUCUUUAAGCGAGUUGAUGGUUAUAGUUCCUUAAGCAGGAAAGCUAUCAAAUAAGCCUUAAGAAGUAAUGCACCACUGCACUUAUCGGAAACUUGCGGAAUAUAUCUGCUUUGUUUGCGAAGUUUGCUCGCAUCUUGAACUACUGCCAUUCGCGGUAUCAGUACUGACGAAAAUCGUCCUACAUUUGGGUGUUACAUCUAACCUUGUCAGAAUAUGGACUUAUGAUCCUCUAUUAACUCGUCUUUAUAUUUAGCAUUUGAACUUAAUGUACAUUGUAAAAUACAGUUAUUAAAAAGC